UAAAGAAGAAAAACAAAAGCAGAUGGAGAAAAAUAGAAAAAGUAGGCAAAAAAAAAAAAAAAAAUACAUAUCUGCGUUAUGUAGGCGCGCAUACAGAUGGUUUUGGGGCAUUCUUCCAUCUCAAUACCGUUCUCCCCUCCCUUUUCGGAUCUAUCAAUUUCUCAAUCUAAUUUACAAGCUUCCUCACACCCUUCUUCCCCACACUUCCCAUCUUCCGCUCUCCACACCCACUCUAUACUGUCUAUUUGGGAUGCAUUGUGAUCAAAGUUGGACACAAAUUCUUCACUUUCAUGUGAUUUUGUUGGCUCAGUUUCCAGGGUUUUGAGUUGAUUGAUUGAUUCAUUGUUCGGCUUCCGAUAUUGAAUCCUUUUUGAGGCUCUGGGGAGCUACAUUUUGAAUGUUCAAGAAGCCUUAGGGGGAAGACGAAAUAGCUGCUUUUAGGAUCAUUUAGGACCAGGAUUCUUUAAUUAUGUUCAACAAAAUUAGAAAAAGAGGGCAUCGCAAGGCCUCGAAAUCAGAAGGUGCUGAGCCUCCGAUACCUACCACAAAUUCAUCCCCCAAUCCUGACGUCACUGUUAAUCAUGCUUCUGUUACCGCAGUCAACCCAUCACAGCCUCUGACUCUUGCCGGCCUUACACACAAUUCUGGAGGGAUUGAAGUACUACCUUUGUUGAAAGAAGUUCCGCUUUUGGAUAGGCAUGUUUUGUUUAUUAAAAAGCUCCAAAUAUGUUGCAAUUCCUUUGAUUUUACGGAUACUUUAAAGAAUGCCCGUGAAAAAGAGAUUAAGAGGCAAACCCUCUCGGAGCUUGUCGAUUUAGUGCAAUCGGGUUCUUGUAAAAUGAACGAAAUUAUGCAGGAAGGGUUAGUCAAGAUGAUAUCCAUAAAUAUUUUCCGCUGUUUGCCUCCAGCUUUACAUGAGAACAAGGGGGCUGAAAGUGGUGAUCCAGAUGAAGAUGAAAUGUAUCUAGACCCAUCUUGGCCUCACUUGCAAAUUGUGUAUGAGUUGCUCCUCAGAUAUGUAGUAUCACCUGAUAUGGACACCAAGAUUGCCAAGCGCUAUCUUGAUCAUUCUUUUGUGUUGAAGCUACUUGAUUUAUUUGAUUCUGAGGAUCCUAGAGAACGCGAGUAUUUGAAAACUAUUCUCCACCGUAUCUAUGGGAAAUUUAUGGUCCACCGCCCAUUUAUAAGGAAAGCGAUAAAUGAUGUUUUUUAUCGGUUCAUCUUUGAGACCGAGAGGCACAGUGGAAUUUGUGAGUUGUUGGAGAUUCUAGGGAGUAUCAUAAAUGGUUUUGCACUGCCAAUGAAAGAAGAGCAUAAGUUGUUCCUUGUACGGGCACUAAUUCCAUUGCACAAAACCAAGUGUGUUGCUUCGUAUCAUCAACAGUUGUCCUAUUGCAUCACGCAAUUUGUUGAAAAAGAUUACAGGUUAGCAGAUAUUGUCAUAAAGGGGCUGCUGAAGUACUGGCCAGUGACCAACUGUGGCAAGGAAGUUCUUUUUCUUGGAGAACUAGAAGAAAUACUGGAGGCCACUCAGUCUGAGGAAUUCCAGCGAUGUAUGGUGCCUCUAUUUAGACAAAUUGCUCGAAGUAUCAAUAGCUCACACUUUCAGGUUUGUGUUAACUCUUGACUAUAUGUAUUUUAAUCAGUUCCAUUUAUUUGGUCUUGAUGCCCACAUGUUAGCUUAGAAUUUUAGACUCGCCUAUUAAGGAUUUCUGAGGAGAACAAUAUGGAAUUACCUACCAGUGAUAAGAGUGGUUUUGGAGGGCACUGUGCGGAUUUUGUUGGAAAAUCAUUCAAAAGUUGAAAUUUGUUAUAAUCUGUGAAAAAGGGCCAUUGAUAUCUCUGGAAAUUGUUGCAUGGUUGGAAAUUGUAUGGUUUGUGACAUGUAACAUAUGUUUAAAACAAGUUCUUUACUUGUGUAUGGUUAGUCUCUGUUGGUGAGGGUGGCCAUGUCUGAUGUUACAGUAUUCGUGACAGUUAGGUGUUUGUUAGUGUAUUUGUGGCAGAUAGGUGUUUACUAGUGUAUUGAUGGCUACCUCAAUUACUUGAAUAGAUUUGUUUUAAAACCCAAAAACUGCUCUCUGUUAACAUUUUCUUGUGAGUUUUAGUACUGCACAAGUAGUUUCUAUAAUUUGAUCGACUAAUCCUUAAGAUUGGAAUGGAUGAAAGAUCAAAUGACUUGGUAAUUCUUUUUGCAUUCAUUCAAUGCAGGACUGAUUGAAGAUAUUAAUCUUAUUCGAACGAUGUGAAAACUGAUAGCUAAUUUUUAAUGCCUUAUGCUGUAUCUUUUUCACGGCUGACAAGCUAAUGAUAUUUGCUGGUUGGUACUGGUAAUUGCUGGAAAACAAAAUGGGCAUUUGUUAAGCAUUUUGGAAUACACUGUUAUAAGGUUAAGUGGCAGAUAGUUAAUUAUCUGUUAUUUGCUUCAGUGUCCGGUUGAGAUCAGAUCCUUUGGUUUGUGUUUAACUUGGCAUGUAGUCUCCCUACAAUAGUUGGAAACUUUUUUUCACAUGCAAAUCUAAAAAUGUUCUGGUUCGUGCAUGACAAAAUCUUGAAAGCUAAUGUCCAUAUUUUCACUUCAUGAAUCUGAGAUUUUACAGGCCCUAUGGCCUGACAAUUUAUUUCCAUUGACCUAGAUCUUAUAUGGUUUCAGACUUUCAGUUUGUAUCUAAGGUUUUCUUUUCGGGCAUUGGAUGAAUGUACUUCAUAUUUAGUUAUUGCUGUAGUAGUUUGAGAAUUACUGUUUAUCAUAAAGAUUUUCAUGCUAAGGCACAUUGCAGGUUGCUGAACGUGCCCUUUUCUGGUGGAACAAUGAGCACAUAGUGAGCUUGAUUGCUGAAAAUCGACAUACUAUCCUGCCUAUAAUCUUUGAAGCUUUGGAAAAUAAUAUAAACUGCCACUGGAACCAGGCAAUCAAUGGGCUGUCGUCCAAUGUUCGUAGGAUGUUCCUGGAGAUGGAUGCCGAGCUUUUUGAAGAAUGCCAAAGGCAAUACGAAGAGAAGGUAGCUGGAGCUGGGAAGCUCAAGGAACAAAGGAUGUUGAAUUGGAAGAGAUUGGAAGAGGCUGCUGCGAAUGGAACUUGACAACAUACAAAUUGCUGUUUGGCUAACAGCUCUACUGAACGGGGAAGAUGUGAUUGAAAAAACUAACCAAGGUAUCUGUAGAUUUCCACUUCAGCACAGAAAAUAUGGAGAAGAUCAAGGCAACAAUGCGUAAGUCCUUUGGUAUUGCUGAUGUGCAGUAAUUAUCCUGAAAAUGAACAAGUUUUGGUAUCUGCCUUUUUGGCUGUGGUUUGUCAGCGUCGAGGGUGGGAAAGUUGGACCCAAAUCCAAAUCCUCUUCCUUCCUUUCUGCUAAAUUUUUUAAUUUCAUUAUAGCUUGUGAGGUUUUUUUUAAUAUCCCUUUCUAGCUACCAGUUUUCAUUUGGCGUUUUCAAUUUUGAUAUAAGGAUUAUGAGAAUAUUUUUUGCUAGUAGUUUGUGCCCUUUCUUUUGCCCUUCUGUCAAGGGAGUCCAUUUUGUAGUUUUUACACUUUUAACAAAAAUGGCUCUAUUUUAGACAUGAUAGUAAGUAUUUAUUUGUUCAGUGGGGAUGUCUUUGUCAACUUUCUUUGCUACAGCAAGACCGCACGAUAUGAAAACAUAUAUAAGGAAAAAUGACAUAUAUAUAUAUAUAUAU
Molecule: messenger RNA, 3676 nt
Organism: Oldenlandia corymbosa var. corymbosa
Lineage: Eukaryota; Viridiplantae; Streptophyta; Magnoliopsida; Gentianales; Rubiaceae
Source: the annotation of a GenBank genome assembly